AUGUAUUUGUUCGGCCAAGUAUCAUCUCUCGUUGGUCAUGGUAACAUGCUCAUGGAUGGCAGCUGCGUAGAUAUUCUAUGUGUCAGUGUAGCCAAAGCCAUGGGUGCUGAAAUCAGCAUUGUCGUUGGUAUUUCUUUAUCACAACCAGACACAACAGAUCAAGAUCAGCAACUUGCCCUUUACUCUACUGAUUCACUCAGUGGAAAGUGUAACAAGAUUUCAGGAGGUAAAACAAUAAAUGGGGCCUUGUACGUAAAGCUUCCUACACCUGCUACGGUAGUACCAUACUCUGAUUCGAACAAGUUCGAUCAAUCAAGCUAUAGGGUUGCCCAUGAAUCCGUUACUCAAUGCCGUAAAGAAGAAUUAGCUUCAGGCUGGGUGUCACUAACAGGUCAUCAACUAAUCGCUGACUUGAUGGCACGCAGAGCCAAGUCAAAUACGUAA
Molecule: messenger RNA, 444 nt
Organism: Mucor velutinosus
Lineage: Eukaryota; Fungi; Mucoromycota; Mucoromycetes; Mucorales; Mucoraceae
Gene: rpc2
Product: DNA-directed RNA polymerase III complex subunit Rpc2
Exons: 2
Coding region: 1-444 (147 amino acids)
Source: RefSeq, a predicted model, not a curated record